Messenger RNA from Chanos chanos (milkfish), 702 nucleotides. RefSeq names its product transmembrane protein 222b (gene tmem222b). Lineage: Eukaryota; Metazoa; Chordata; Actinopteri; Gonorynchiformes; Chanidae. The record is from RefSeq and is a predicted model, not a curated record. The transcript has 6 exons. The coding region runs from base 16 to 567 and encodes 183 amino acids.
UUUUCACAGCUGGUGAUGGCGGAUGUUGUCGAGAUAGACACCAUGAAGAAUUAUCACAUAGCUUUUGAGAAGAUAGACCCAGACACGAGUCGUUAUCCGUACUGUAUUGUGUGGACGCCUAUACCUGUAUUAUCGUGGCUGUUUCCAUUCAUCGGACACAUGGGAAUAUGCACCUCCACUGGAGUUAUCAGAGACUUUGCUGGGCCUUAUUUUGUCUCAGAAGACAACAUGGCCUUUGGAAGACCAACAAAAUACUGGAUGCUGGAUGUAAGUAAGGUGUAUGCCAGUGGCUCUAACGCCUGGGAUACAGCAGUGCACGAUGCCUCAGAGGAGUACAAACACAGAAUGCACAACCUUUGUUGUGACAACUGUCACUCUCACGUUGCCAUGGCACUCAACUUAAUGCGCUAUGACAACAGCACCUCAUGGAACAUGGUUAACCUCUGUCUGCUGUCGCUCAUAUACGGCAAACAUGUGAGCUGUGCAGGGUUCCUGAAGACCUGGUUACCCUUUUUAAUACUGACAGGCACCGUGCUAACAGUGGCUCUCACUCUCAACCUGCGGUGACCCUGCAGGAGCGGAGACACGGAGAGAGAGAGAGAGAGAGGGAGAGAAAUGUGCUGGGACAGGUGCUUCCUGCGAUAGGUGGACUAGAUAUCCAGGUUGCUCCAAAUGUGACUCCAAUGACUGCUUGUUGGAACU